CCCACCACCAACUCUUCUUCCCUCUUCGCCUCCUUCCAGCUCGAAAUCGAGAACAAGAACCGCCAAAUCGGCAUCUACCAUGACGAAAUCGCGCUAACCCUCCUCGCCGGCCCCAAUCUCUCCUCCCCACUCUCCCACUUUGUUGUCCCCGCCUUCUAUCAAGGCCAUCUCAAGACGGCCGAGAAGCCCGGUAACUUCAGCGGCAUCUCCGGCUGGAAUCGGACGCGGCUCGCCGGAGAGUCGGUGUUCCAUGUUUUGGCGAAUUCGGCGUUCCGUUUCAAGGUGCUGGGAUGGAAGAGUCGGCACCAUGCGGUGAGCGUUGCCGGCGAUGUGGAGGUUGAUGCUGACGGUAAGAAGACCGCGACGAAGGGUAUACGAUUGUCGUCUUCCGCCGCUGUGGUUGCUCCGGUUGUUCCGAGUACCUUUUUCCUUUAUGCUUUGCUGAUAUUGACGUGAUGCUUUAGGAUUGGGCGGUUGAAAUUGAAUCACAGCAGCUUUGUUUAUAGCUUUUGUAAAAAGAAAAAAACGUAAUUAUUUUUUUAAAUGCUUUGAUGCCCAAUCUAUAUAAUAUUAAAAAAAUAUGGAGAGAGAGUGAGAGAGAGAUC
Molecule: messenger RNA, 605 nt
Organism: Dendrobium catenatum
Lineage: Eukaryota; Viridiplantae; Streptophyta; Magnoliopsida; Asparagales; Orchidaceae
Product: protein NDR1-like
Exons: 1
Biological process (GO): defense response to other organism
Source: RefSeq, a predicted model, not a curated record